GACUAAUCACGUGACAAUGAGGCUAUGUUCACGACGCUGCGUGCGAUAUAUCAACUGACGUCAACUUCAUAGACGUCGCAUCGUACAUACAUACAUCGUUUUUGCAUUGCACAGAAAAAUGUUACUCUUGAAUGCACAAUUCAUUUUGUUGAUAAGUUCAAUUCUGCUGUCGGUGCACGUCAGUGUAGGAGAAAAUAAAUACUCCGCCGAGGCGAACAAACCUAAAAAUGCGGGCUCUUCGGAGUCCCCAAUUUCUCUCAGGGAGUUGGACAAACCAUUCCGGAUGGCAAAGUUAAAUGUAGUCUGGGUUAAGGCGAAAAACCGUCUGACGGAUACCAAGCUGCAGUCGAUCUUCAGCGACCUGAAGAUUCACGACAAAGAAGAGAUCGCGUACAAGCACUUUAAGUCCGAUGGCAAGGAUCCCGAAGGUUCGGAGGAGGCGCGUCUGAGAAAGAAGCUCAUUGGGAUCAUGAGCACGUACGACUUACUGGAACAUUUUGCUGAAACAGAGGAUCCGAAAUUACUUAAAGUUCACAAAGCACUGAACGACGGCAGCAAUUAUGUCGCUAAGAAUGUAUUUAAAGACACAAGAUUGGACAAAUUGUGGGCUAAAGCUGAAGUCGCUGGCUUUUCUGAUGAGGAACUCGAGACUUUGAAGCAAGAAUUCCAACAUCACCAAGACAAGAUGGAUGAAUUUGUCAGUUUAUUGAAGGGACAGUCCAAAGACUCAGAGAAAUCUCAUAAUACCUUGCACCUUAAGCCAGACAACUUGAAUGAAUUGGAGGAGGAAUUAUCCAACAACGUGCCAAGUCCGAAAUUAAGUCACGAGGAAAAAUCGGGUUUACUUCGGGAGAAACAUUUAGAACUGAGAAGUGGAUACGACCGCUUGGAUAGACUCACCGCAAAGGGACCGAACUAUAAGGAGUUUAUCGAACCCAAGGUGCAAGGAUUGUGGAAAGUUGCGCGAGAAGCAAACUUCUCUUCCGACGAGCUGGCGUCUCUAAAGGAGGAGCUUUUGCAUUACGAAGCGAAAUUACUCAAACUGCAACACCUGCAUGCCGAGGGAGCUCUGGAAGCAGCGCGGAAGAGGCAACCCGAGGAUUCAGAUAAUUCAAUUGCAGAUCAACACAUAAAGAAGCACAUUAGGACUGUACAGAAACUUCAUACGGACCUGGAAACGAAAAUUAUGCAAAGGCACACGGAACUGUAACAUAAUUGAUAAUUGCCAUUUUUACAAAAUAUUAAAAAACUGUGUAUGCUGUGCAAUUUAUAUUAAUAUAUGUAGCAGUUAAAAAAAAAGAGUAAUUAUUUUUAUGGAAAGUAAAUUUAGUACAAGUCUAUUUUUGUAAAACUCGUUAAUUAACAAUAAAAAAAUAAUCGUUACUAAA
Messenger RNA from Ooceraea biroi (clonal raider ant), 1388 nucleotides. RefSeq names its product alpha-2-macroglobulin receptor-associated protein. The record is from RefSeq and is a predicted model, not a curated record. Gene Ontology annotation, molecular function: low-density lipoprotein particle receptor binding; receptor antagonist activity; heparin binding. Gene Ontology annotation, biological process: regulation of receptor-mediated endocytosis. Lineage: Eukaryota; Metazoa; Arthropoda; Insecta; Hymenoptera; Formicidae. Gene Ontology annotation, cellular component: endomembrane system; endoplasmic reticulum.